Molecule: messenger RNA, 630 nt
Organism: Adineta steineri
Lineage: Eukaryota; Metazoa; Rotifera; Eurotatoria; Adinetida; Adinetidae
Source: the annotation of a GenBank genome assembly
AUGGCAUCUCCAAUGUAUUCUUUCUUCGUUUAUACUAUCACAUUGGCUAUUCUUACUAAUAGUUUUACUAGCUCGAGUCCAGUACAUUCACACAUAGCCGAUGCAGUUGAAUACAAAAUGAAUAAUGAACAAUUUCAUUCAAAUAAUGGCGAUCAAAUAGAUUCAUCAAAAGAAGUAUUACCUGUUCACAAAGCUCCUCACAGUAAACGUGACUAUCCAACAGAAGGUAUCCUACUCGGUAAACGAGAAUAUCCAACAGAAGGUAUCCUACUUGGCAAACGAGAUUAUCCAACAGAAGGUAUUCUUCUUGGUAAACGUGAAUAUCCAACAGAAGGUAUUUUACUUGGUAAACGAGAUUAUCCAACAGAAGGCAUUUUACUCGGCAAACGUGAAUAUCCAACAGAAGGUAUUCUUCUUGGUAAGCGUGAAUACCCAACUGAAGGUAUUCUUCUUGGAAAACGAGAAUACCCAACAGAAGGUAUUUUAUUAGGCAAACGUGAUUACCCAACUGAAGGCAUUUUACUUGGUAAACGAGAUUAUCCAACUGAAGGUAUUCUUUUAGGUAAACGAAAUUUCCGGUUUUUUGCACCCAAACACUCUGGAAUGGGUAAUGCUGCAUACAAUAAUUAA